AAGAUGGCGAUGCAUGUGAAGAACAAGGAUGCUGUGUAUCAAAGUCCUGAUUACAGCCGAAAUUACAACUCACAUCAUAUAAGCUAUGGGAACAGCCAUUACUUUCACCACAUACCAGGCCUGGAGGCUAUCUCUAAAACCCCCCUGAGUCUGGUGUGUCACCAGCCGCAGCCACAGCAGCAGCAGCAGCAGCAGCAGCAGCAGCGGUUGGCCCAAACUCAGCCACCUCCUCCUCUACCGCCUCCUCCACCACCUCUUGCACAGCAGCCAAUGCCCUGCCAGGCCCUGGCCCUGCCGGCCGCCCCUGAGCCACUGCGACCUCUACCUGUGAUGCUCUCCUCGCCCGACCCGCUACGCUACACGCAGCUCUGCAGCGCACAGCAGCACGCACAGCAGCCCCAGCACCCCCACCCCCUCCAGAUGGUGCCGCACCACAGCAACCCUCCACCACCGUUGCCUCCUCCAGUGCCCCCGGGACCACUACCACCCCCAACCAUGCCCCCCGCACCAUCGCCCCUGGCCCCUGCCAUGCCCGUGGGGGUGCUGGCCCCUGCCAUGCCGGGCCCCAGGCCCCCCCUGGAGGAGGAGUGCCAGACGGGGGGAGCGGAGCCGGACGCCACCCUGGAGGAGCUGUGCAAGCCGCUCUACUGCAAACUGUGCAACGUCACACUCAACUCGGCACAGCAAGCCCAGGCCCAUUAUCAGGGUAAGAACCACAGCAAGAAGCUGCGGAAUUUCUACGCGGGGAGCCAGCAGCCGCCUCCUAUUCGAAUACCCGAGAUAGCUGAACCCGUGUCCCAGCAGCCCAACGCCACUCCAACGGAAAGUGCCACUUGUAAGCAGCCUGUACCCUUUAAGGGCACCAGUCGUGUGAUCCUGGCCACAGAGAAUGACUACUGUAAGCUGUGCGACGCCUCCUUCAGCUCUCCUGCCGUGGCCCAGGCUCACUACCAAGGCAAGAACCAUGCCAAACGCCUGCGGCUAGCAGAGGCCCAGCAGAACGCCAGCUACUCAGACUCGUGUGAAGCAGGGCAGAGGCGGCCAAGGAAAGAUGGAAGUGAAUACAGACUCAUUAAGAACCGCAGAGCGCCGCACACACCUCCUAUCAUACCAGGGCCCUACUACAACCCGCGUCCCCGUCAGCGCAUCCCGCGGGACCUGGCCAUGUGCGUGACGCCCAGCGGCCAGUUCUACUGCUCCAUGUGCAACUCAGGGGCCGGCGAGGAGGCAGACUUCCGCCUGCACCUGGAGAGCAAGCAGCAUAAGAGCAAGGUCUCGGAGCAGCGCUACCGCAGCGAGAUGGAGACCCUGGGAUACAACUGAAACUGACUCAGAGGCAGGCAGGCAGGCAGGCUCAGGAGUGUGUGUGUGUGUGUGUGUGUGUGUGCGUGUGUGUGUGUGUGUGUGUGUGUGUGUGUGUGUGUGUGUGUGUGUGUGUGUGUGUGUGUGUGUGUGUGUGUGUGUGUGUGUGUGUGUGUGUGUGUGUCUCAGAGCAGGGCUACCGCAGUGAAAUGGGACACUGGGAUACAACUGAAAAGACACACACACUCUACACUUCUCUGGUCUGUGUGUGUGUGUGUGUGUGAGUGUGUGUGUCUGUGUUUGUGUGUCUGCUAACAUAGCAGUCGUCUCAGAGCAGUGCUACCACAGCGAGAUGGAGACCCUGGGAUACAACUGAAAAGACGCACACUUGUGUGUGUGUGUGUGUGUGUGUGUGUGUGUGUGUGUGUGUGUGUGUGUGUGUGUGUGUGUGUGUGUGUGUGUGUGUGUGUGUGUGUGUGUGUGUGUGUGUGUGAGUGUGAGUGUGUGUGUGUGUGUGUGUGUGUCUGCUAACACAGCAGUCGUCUCAGAGCAGCGCUACCACAGCGAGAUGGAGACCCUGGGAUACAACUGAAAAGACGCACACUUGUGUGUGUGUGCAUGUGCGUGUGUGUGUGUGUGUGUGUGUGUGUGUGUGUGUGUGUGUGUGUGUGCGUGUGCGUGCGUGCGUGUGCGUAUUAUGUUGUAUGUUGGCUAGGUCAUGAAUGGCCCAAUUCCACUUUAAAAAUGAAUAAUUUUGUGUUUUUAUGGGCGGUACCCAUCAUAACCAGUAGUGUUUAGUUGAAGUAUUUAUUUAAAUGGAUCGUUUGCACAUUCUUGUACCUCAAAUUCUAUUUUGUGUGUUUACCAAGGCUUGGUUGCUGUAUAGCCAACAAUGUAGGCUAGGAGUUGAGACACCAUUGGAAAAGACUAAAAUCACUCAGUGUUUAGAAGGGAUGGAUUGACGUAUCUCUAAGCUGUUGUAUCUCAUUUGUUAGAUUGUGUUGACGGGUGUCACUCAUUAAUAACAGGAACUGAAAUAGUUCUCAUCACUAGCUCCCAUUGGGGAAAAUCCCAGUAGGUGCAGUUGUCUGUUUUGCGUUUGUUUGCACAAAUGGAAAGGCGCGACCAUGAGGUAUUCCACAUGCUGUGCUAAGGCAUGUCCCCUGCCUGUUUUCUCAGGCAGUGUUGGUGUGUUGGUGUGUUGGUGUGUUUGUUGGCGUUCAGGGCUGGACUGGGGGGGAAAUAGGGGCCCGGGCACUUUAGGCUUGAAGGGGCCCCUCAUAAUUAGCGGUGCAGAACUGACUCACCGGUGGGCCCCGCAUCCUCGUGGGCCCCUAUUUUCAGACAUGUAAAAAACAACAACAUUUUUACAUUUUUGGAAAUAGGGGCCCACGAGGGUGCAGGGCCCACCGGGAAAUACCGGCUAUGCCAGAUGGCCAGUCCAGCCCUGUUGGCGGUACUCAGCAUAUACUGUAUAUCUGGAUUCCUAGUGCCUCAGCACUUUCCCCUUUCUCAGUGUUUUGUUGUGUUUACUAUAACGUGGUCACUCCAUAACAGGAUGUCCCUGUGAUGUGGAACAUGUCCCUGAGGUGGACAAACCGGAUUGAGAAAGUAAACAUCCCCGCCAUUUUAUUCCGAAAGCCUUUGCUCAUAGCGCAGGUGAUUUCACUAAUGAACUAAUUUACCCGGCAUGAACAGUUGAGGUAAUUAGGGUCAGCUGGUUUAGUAAUUUGGCUCGGACAAAUAAUGUGGCCAGACUUUACCUUUCUGUUUCCUAGACCUCUAUGUUUGAUCACUUGUAAAGUACUUCGAUCUAAUCUCAGAGUACAGGAAUUUUUAAAGACGUACGAUACAUGUGCAUACCACUUUUAUCCGAACUGUUAACGUUCUAAAAGGUGCAGUUUGUAUGUUUUGUGAGAUGAUUGCAUCUUUGACAUUAAGUGUAACAUGAUGUUACACUUUCGUUUGGUUGUGACUGGCUGGCUUAGGGGCAUGGGAGAUCCUAAGCACAUUGAGGCCCCCGGGAGAGAAGCUUUUCAGCAGCCUAAUUGCUUUGUGGAGACUCCUGUGUAGAAGUCCUCCACCUCUCUCACCUCCACUCUCAGUUUUUGCUACCAAAGCUUUAAUAAAAUGUGACAGAAAAAAAACAAGUAAUGAAGGAUUAAGGUGGUAAAUAACACCGGGGAUGGAGGAAGGAAAGGAAACGGUAUAACGGUGAUCCGCUCGUGGCUUUGCUUACGGAUACAUGAAAUCAGAUACAGUGCGAUCUCCGCAUCUCAGUGACUGUUCAACAAUAGCUAUACGAUGUUUGUUCAGGCUUUGUGCGAUGACAUGUGCCCGGGACGGAAGUGUCAGCACUGAGCGUUGUUCAGGGACUAACUUUAAAAAGCCGAUAACACAAUUACGGUCUUUCCGUUUCAAGCAUUACUAUUAAUAAUUAAUGUAGUACAAUCAAUACUAGUUUUUACACACUUUUAGAGACUUCUGAGUUUUGAUAGACAAGAUGUUUUUUUAUUAGACAUCUUUUGGUUAGAGUUCUUCUCCAUCCCAGGUUCAGUGUGCAAUAUCAGAAAAAAAACCUGAUCAGGUUAAAUAUCUUAACUGAAUAUAUCGAUAUAUAAAGUAUAUAUUUAAAGGAAAUACUGUUUUGUUUUAAAUGUACUGUUAGAGCAAGUAUGUAAGUUUAAAAUUGUCUGCAUGGUGUUGUUAGUGUGUGCUAUAGUAGCUGCCUACUUCUUGUUAAUAAUAAAUACAUUGGACACUUGAGUGCCCUACUGACAGACAGUGAUGGGACACCUGGAUUCAUUAGUUUAUAAUCCAGUGCCACAUAUUCCCAAUGAUCUGGUUUUGCAUGUCCAAUUCAACCAGGAGAAUGGGCUAUUUGGACAGGUAAGGCAGGUCAUUUGGAAUAUGUGGUACUGGAUUGUAGUUUCUGAAUCCAGAAACCUGAUUGACCUGUACAGGUAAAACCAGGUUGUUUGGAAUAUGUGGCUCUGGAUUUUAAACUAUGGGUCCAGCUUCCCCCUCACUACAGAGGUAAUGGCUAUUAGCUAAUUGUGCAACUCUGUACAGAAUUAGCAGUGCACAAAUUGAUCCUUGUACCUGGAAGAGGUUAUAAGGUCCAUGCUGAACCAUUCAGACACUUUGCCUCUGUUUGUGAAAUGGAGGUAGGUUGUAAUAUUUUAAAUGUUUUGCAACUAUGGAAAUGUUUACUAAAGAAGCUGUGGAGAAAGACCUGUUUUAUUUGAGAUAUGUGGAACAUUUAUGGAGUCUAAUAUGGCAGCUUGAUUACUGAUGGUUGUUAUUGCUGUGAUGUGGUCACUUGUGACCAUCAAUCAUGAAAUGAAGGACAAGACUGUCAAAGCUGACCGUUUUCCACAAUCCAAAAUAUAUGGCAUUUAUAAUGACUGCGUGUAAAAGCUUUGUGCUGUUUUUACAGGGUUUUGGAGUGUACCGUACGUAAUUGUGGCACAGUGGUGCCAGAUAUUGAUCAGCCAUUUGGAUAUUUUUCAUCCAAACAGUUUCUAUACAUGUGUGUAGAUAUGAGACAAGAAGUUAAGGGUUUUCGAAAAAAAUAUAUACAGCAUUGUCUACAGCAUUGCGUUGGCCACCUCCUGUGGUUUUAUAUGAAUUUGACAACUGUGCCACCAUUUGUAGCUCUGCCAAAGUAGAGUCCCUCCUCGUAUAUUUGUCCACUCACUGUGUCACUGCCCCUGUGCUAGUCUAAUGUUGGCCAAGGACUCGAAACCCUUGAGCUUGAGCAUUGUGGGUUUUUAUCCCCCAAAAUGAUUUUUUAACAAGCAGUUACUUCUGCAUGACUCUUUUUUUCCCGAAAAUGUUUUAAGAUAUAUGCCCGCGUUUUUCAGGUUUUGCCCUCCUAUGUUUUAGUUGUUGGUUUAUUUGUUGCACAUUUCUUGGAAGUCAAAACACUGUAAUCGUUCCAAACGAGUGCUGUUUUUUUCCCCCAGCGUAUUCCAUUUUGUUAUUUUGUCCACUCUCCACAUGACUUGUGGUAAAGAGUGUUUUCACAGAGCAAGUGUAUUUGCUGUGACCAAAGGCAAUAUUGAGAAAAGUGCUCCUCUGUCAUUUGUCGGAUAUGGUACAAGCCAUCGUGUUGCGUUCUCUGCUGCAACAUCCAUGCCGAGGCAAAAGAUAUGUGUCAGCUAACACAUCCACGGUUAACCUUAAGUUUAUCUAAACACAAGUCAAUGGCAGGGAACCUGACGGUGUCAGGGGUCAGUUGUCUCGACCCCAGGGAGAGGAGGGACCCAGAAUUGUGUCCCCAUUACAUUGUACGUAUUGAGUGAGGGGCCCUUUCAGAUGACUUUGGCCCGGGUCCGGCCAGGGCUGUCGGUGACCCUGGUUAACAGCACAGUGCAUACUUGUGUGUGUGGGCUUGUUUGAAACACUUAGUUCAGUUUACAGAGCGGGCAGAGGAGGAGGAGGAGGCCUUUUCCUGUUAUGUGCCGAACUCCGAAACAUCUGUGGUCAGGAAGUGGUGACCCGACGUGGAAACAGAUGCUCCCGAUGGUCACCCCAAAGGACACAUGUCCACCACUGGCAAGCCCUUGUAGUCUUAUUUUGAAAAGAUUUUAAAGGACACCUCUGUUGUGAAAUUAACUUUGUGUAUGUAUGUGCUUGCUUAUAGGGGCAAACUGCUUCUAGAGAUGUAGUAUUUGACCAUUUGCAUAAAAGAAAGGUUAAUACUGCUGAUGUUAUAGGCACAGUUGGAAGCUAAAGCAGUAGGCUCGUUGUAUGCACCGUUUUGUUUGAGUACAGUUAAAGUUAUUUUCAUUAUAGCAGUUGUCCUUAAAAUUUAGCAAACUGACAUUUAGUUCUAAGUAUUGAUCGGUUCACAGUUAAUCUCAGUCCUGGGAGUGAAGAGUGAGACAUGAGUUAUCAUCUGUUCUAUUGUGCCCUCUGAGGUUGUUGCUAUGGCAACAGCAGGCUGUGUCCGAAAUGUUCCCUUGUUCACUACACAGCUUGCAAUAUGGAUUGUGUUGUGCCCUACCUAGUGUACUUUGUAGUGAGUGUACCAUAACCAUUGAGGACUCAGCCUUGGUGAAGGGGUAGUGUUAGCACAGAGCCCUUAGCUCCGAUAAAUAACAGCCGUUUCCAGGAACUCUUCUUUUCCUCUCGGUUUAAUGUUUUGAAACUUCUGGUCCUGAUGGUGUUUUCCUUCUCUCUCUUUCCCUCAAGCUGUUUUUUUUUCUCCUUCAUUAUUUAUGUCCUUGCCCGUUCUUCUCAGAGCAGUAUUGAAAUGUUCUUUCUCUUUAGUUGUUUUCUUGUACGAUGAGACGUUGAAAUCAGAUAGCUGCAGUGCCUUCUCAGCCCACACACGUCAUUUCAUGGAUGCCUUGGUGACAAAUGAGAUGAUUCCGAUGUAGAAAAAUACUGAAAUGUGCUCAUGGAAGGCAGAAGUGUUAAUGGUGCAAAAUAUAUUUUAAAAAUUAUAUAUAUAUAUAUACAGUAUAUAUUAUAUACGUAUAUACAUUAUAUAUAUAAAUUAUAUAUGAACUAUGUGAACUAUGGUGCGUGGAACAAAGGGAUACUUUAGUCAGCUAGCUAGAUAUUUUCCUCUUUUAGAGAUGAUUUGAAAACAUUAUAAGGCACUGUUUUGAAUGUAUACAGUACUUACAAAAAAUGCUAAUAAGAAAUGACUUUAUCGGAGAGUAUUGGAAGACUUAUUUUGAACACUAAAUGAACUAAACAUGUAAUACCUGAUGAAUAUUUCAAUUAAAAAAAUCUAUCUACAACUGGUUAUGUGACUGAGUGUGUAAGUAUUGUGGCCCAGAAAUAGACAUCCCACAAACAAAAAACAAAAACAACAUGCAGUAUUUGCCGCCAUUUUCCUAACCCCCACAGUCCUGAUAUCCAUGUGUAUUGUGGUGAGGAUUGCUCAUCUGAGUGGCUCUGUGGGGGUGGGUGUCAUGUUAGCUUGGGCUGGAUGACUUCAAUACAUUUUCUCAUACUGUAUUGUUCAAUUCUAUCAUGGUCACCCCCUGGCUGUUGAUUUGGUUUUACGUCAUGUUUUUUUUAAACAGAACUUCUUUCUGUCAAUAAUGGUAUAUUUUUCAGGGACUAUAAACACAAGGCAUAUGAUUGAUAAGAGGUGCAUGCUGAUGAUUGUGAUACUGGUCGAUUAAUGGCUUGGCCCUGAUACGAAUAACAACUGAUGUUGAAAUGUUUGGGCCUGGUCGCUUCAGGUUCAUUCAUACCCUACAGAUCCCCUGCCUUAUACGAAUGAUCCAACGUUUCAUACAAAUGGUCCCCUCUCAAGAAUCCAUUCGACGAAAAGACCUGUACCCCCCCUACAGUAUGUGUGGGAAGUAUACGGAUACAAAUGAAGAGUUUGGCAUUUGGCAAUUGAGGUGGUUAACAUCACAGAUGAAAACCAGAAACUGGAACUGGAGAAAUCUGGCCACACAUGAAAGACAGAGAGUGGC
This is a messenger RNA of Engraulis encrasicolus (European anchovy), 7748 nucleotides long. It is a transcript of the gene zmat3, whose product is annotated as zinc finger, matrin-type 3. Bases 4 to 1323 code for a protein of 439 amino acids. NCBI's taxonomy places the organism in Eukaryota, Metazoa, Chordata, Actinopteri, Clupeiformes, Engraulidae. Gene Ontology annotation, molecular function: zinc ion binding; nucleic acid binding. The transcript has 7 exons. The record is from RefSeq and is a predicted model, not a curated record.